ACCUGGAGCCGGCGGCCUUUGGUCGGUGUUCUUGGGGCUUGCUCCGAAGCUCCGCCAUCGCUCCGGUCUUUCUGGAAACCCAGCUUUGCUGUUGACCGUGCCGGACAGCGUCCGAGACGCGUGUGUGAGUUCCCCAUGGCGGAUACGGCCCCGAACGGCCCCCAAGGGGCGGGCGCAGUGCAAUUCAUGAUGACCAAUAAACUGGACACGGCCAUGUGGAUUUCUCGCUUGUUCACAGUUUACUGCUCUGCUUUGUUUGUCCUGCCUCUUCUUGGGUUGCAUGAAGCAGCAAGCUUUUACCAACGUGCUUUGCUGGCAAAUGCUCUUACCAGUGCUCUGAGGCUGCACCAAAGAUUACCACACUUCCAGUUAAGCAGAGCAUUCCUGGCCCAGGCUUUGUUAGAGGACAGCUGCCACUACCUGUUAUAUUCACUCAUCUUUGUCAAUUCCUACCCCGUUACAAUGAGUAUUUUCCCAGUCUUGUUAUUCUCUUUGCUUCAUGCUGCCACAUACACAAAAAAAGUCCUUGAUGCAAAGGGUUCAAAUAGUUUACCUCUGCUGAGAUCUAUCUUGGAUAAAUUAAGUUCCAAUCAACAGAAUAUUCUGAAAUUCAUUGCUUGUAAUGAAAUAUUCUUGAUGCCUGCUACAGUUUUUAUGCUUUUUAGUGGUCAAGGAAGUUUGCUGCAGCCUUUUAUAUACUAUAGAUUUCUUACUCUUCGAUAUUCCUCUCGAAGAAAUCCAUAUUGUCGGACCUUGUUUAAUGAACUGAGGAUUGUUGUUGAACAUAUAAUAAUGAAACCUGCUUGCCCACUGUUUGUAAGAAGACUUUGUCUCCAGAGCAUUGCCUUUAUAAGCAGACUGGCACCAACAGUUGCAUAGUUUAACAUCCAGCUAAGUUAUAUAUAUAAGCAUUAUUAGCAGCUGGUACUUCUGCUAGGGUUUGUUAAUUCCAGGUGUAAAACUGACCUCAGUCCAAUUUACAUAAUCUACAUAAAUGCAUCUCAGUGGAAAAAUAAUCAUCUUCCUGGCAUGUUAAAUCAAGCCUUUCAAAAAGUUUCCAAGAAAAUUUUACUGUGCUGUGUUGUUAAUGGUUAAGGAAAUUUGUAUCUAGUGAUAAAUGUAUCAAAUUGUUUUUAGAUGCUACUGUGCCUUUAUCAUGAAGUACAUUUAUUUCUCUUGCAAAAAUAGCUCUAAAAUUUGUUUCAACUUAAUUGGUAACUUGAGUUUAUAUCUGGCAUGAGUUCAUUAUGGUAAUAUUAACAUAUGUGAAUUCAGUAUAUUUUGAGGCAGUAUUCUUUUGCCAUUCAGUAAUUUUGGUUGAUAAUUUUAACAGAAGCACUUUCCUCUGUAUUUUAUUGUUAUUUGAUCUUUUGUUGCUUUGUUAGGACAGAUUUAUUUUGGAUGUACCAUUAUAGGAGGAAUUCUGCGUGUAUCUUAGGCUAUGACCUUCCAAAAUUUUAUUUCCAUAAUUAUUUCUGUGGCUUUGAAUAUUUUUUAAAAAGGCUCAACUUUAAACUUGUUAGCCACUUGGGUAAAUGUCUGGGGUCACCUAACCGUUUUACAUCAGAAAGCAAUAGUCAUACAGCUUUCUUUUCAGAGAGCCAGUGAGUAACAUUUCUCAAAUAGGAAAUCCGUGUUUUACAAAUGUGGACACAUGGGUUUUAUUAAUAUUAUUAUAGUUUAUAGAAUUACCUAGACCAGAUUAUUGACUGCCAAUUUUCUUGGUUUCUUAGGCUUGAAUUUUUAUAGACAGUUGCAGCAGUUCAGAUGCCUUUUGAAAGGAAUGUAACUGAAGAUUGAGCAUAUGACUAUACUUGGUAUCUGUUCUGAAAUAAUAAUGAAGAUUAUCCUGUAGAUUACAUACUUACCCAUUAAAUCUGAUUUAAAAGGUUAAAUGGAAAGGUUUAUAGGUAAGGUAGUUGGGAACAGGGCUGGAGGAGGAGUUGUGGGGGAAUAGUGUAUAUUUCCAUUUCGUAAAUAAAUUUGGGGGAAUUGGAUAUAUUAUGCAACUGUGAUUUGAGUUGUAUAAUAUGUUAAAUCCUGUUCAUUGAGCUUCCAUCAACUCCUUUAUAAAAUUCAUUCUGAUCUUUAUUACUGUUGCAUGAUUGGAAAUGUUUAAAACAUUGCCAAAAUUUUAGUACAAAAUAAUGUAAUAAUGGUUUUUGUAACCAAUUUUCUUCUGUCUGCAUGUAAUUUGGAUUUUCUCAAAUACAUUCAUUAGUAAUUUAUCAGUAACGUCAGUUUUCUUUUUGUUCAACUUUCCGAUCUAUAGAAAUGUGAUAACUACUUGAUAGUUCAACUGUAAUCAGCUAUUUUUGUAUUUUUGUAAUAUUUAUCUACUAAGUUAGAGAAGCAGCCUCAUAAUAUGCAGUUGAUUUUGUGUGUGUCUGUGUGUGUGUGUCUGUGGCUAGCCUCAUUAUCACUAUAUAGGUAAUCUGAUGGUUUUAAGAACUAAAUUUUCUAGAGCAAUAAAGUGACUAUAAUGUUAA
Molecule: messenger RNA, 2489 nt
Organism: Ceratotherium simum simum (southern white rhinoceros)
Lineage: Eukaryota; Metazoa; Chordata; Mammalia; Perissodactyla; Rhinocerotidae
Gene: TMEM33
Product: transmembrane protein 33
Biological process (GO): membrane organization; endoplasmic reticulum tubular network organization
Cellular component (GO): endoplasmic reticulum; membrane
Source: RefSeq, a predicted model, not a curated record